AUGGAACAAACAACAGAUAGUAGUAAAACUGAAGAAAUAGAUUUAGAAAAGUAUAUGCACUCAGGUUCAAUAGCCAAUGCAACUUUAAAGAAGGUUAUAGAAAAAUGUGUAGAAGGCGCAAAAAUAUAUGAAUUGUGCGAAUUGGGUGAAAAAUUUAUGAAGGAAGAAUUAGAUAAGGUAUAUACGAAAAAAGAAAAAGGAAAUAAAGUAGAAAAAGGGAUUAGUUUCCCCAUUACAAUUAACGUUAAUGAAGUAUGCAAUAACUACUCCCCUGGAAGUGAUAAUGAAGAAACAAUAAAGAGUGGUGAUAUUGUAAAAAUAUGUAUGGGAUGUCAUAUAGAUGGGCAUAUUAGUAUUGUUGGCCAUACAAUAUAUGUUGGUAAUGAAAAUGAAAAAAUUGAAAGUCCUAAAGCAGAAGUUUUAAAAAAUUCUCAUAUAUUAUCCCAAUUAUUUUUAAAGAGUUUAAAAGUUGGUAUAAAUGCAAGUGAGAUAACAAAAAAUAUACAAAAGGCAUGUGAAGAUUUAAAAUGUAAUGUUAUUUCAAAUUGUGUUACAUAUCAAAUUAAAAAAUAUAUUAUAGAAGGAAGUAAAUAUAUUCUGUUAAAAGAAAACCCAGAAAAUAAAAUUGAAGAUUUUCAAAUAGAACCAAAUGAUGUAUAUAUAAUUGAUGUAAUGGUUACUAGUGGUGAUGGAAAAAUUAAAGAAGGUGAUCAUAAAACUACUAUAUAUAAAAGAGAAGUACAGAAAAACUACACUUUAAAAACUAGUUUAGGUAGAUCUUUUAUAAGUGAGAUAAACAAAAAAUUUCCUGUACUUCCUUUCCAUAUUAAACAUGUAGAAGAUCAACGAGCAGCAUUAAUUGGUAUUCCAGAAGCAUUAAGACAUGAUUUAAUUAAACCAUACUCGGUUUAUACAGAAAAAAAAAAAGAAUAUGUAUCACAAUUUAAAUAUACUGUUAUGGUUAAAGAAGACGGAGUUAAACAACUCACAGGUAUCAAAUGCUCUCAGUUAAAUAAUUGUAAUACUGUUAAUGAAAUUCAAGAUGAAUCAUUAAAAAAUAUUCUAAACUCAUCCAUCACCGCAAAAAAAAAGAAAGCCAAAGGAAAAAUUAAUGCAGAAACAGCUCAAGAUAAUUAA
This is a messenger RNA of Plasmodium malariae, 1137 nucleotides long. Its product is annotated as proliferation-associated protein 2g4, putative. Bases 1 to 1137 code for a protein of 378 amino acids. The record is from RefSeq and is a predicted model, not a curated record. Lineage: Eukaryota; Apicomplexa; Aconoidasida; Haemosporida; Plasmodiidae. The transcript is spliced from 2 exons.